ACCAUAGCCCCCCCCCCCUCUCUUUCUUCAUCCUGAUCUGUAUCUGUAUCAUGUGUGCUCAUGAUUGCCAGUACAGUUACACCAUAGACUGGUUCAAACCAGCUUUAAAGUGUUUUAACCCUUCGAGCAUUACCCAGCAUCUUGCUCCCCAGACCUGACCUGUCCCGCGUGUCUCUCUCGCUCUCUCUGACAACAAAAGUAUCUAUUCUUGUAACAAAUUUGUUGGAUAUAUUUGCAAUUUGUUUCAAAGUCUCUAAAUUUGAGAGAAUGCCUGCAUGACCUGCUGGCGUAGAGGUGCAGUCUGUUUUUGGGGAGUGUUAGUUGGGUGCAUGCAUACACAUAUAUAUAUUUAUAUAUGUGCUAGUGUACCCAACAAGACUUGGGUAGCAGGUAGGUGUGUCUUUGUCUCGAAGGGUUAAUGGAACUUUGUCAAAUUAUCAAGUGUUGUGGGUGUGGUAGAGACCGCAGGCAAAUAUCCGAAGUACUCAGAACACCACUGAAUCAGUUGAAGCAGUCCGACAACCAAAACACUUUGUCACUAUAUGUCCUGUGGCUGCAGCAGAGGUGCCAUGGGUGUUGGGUGAUUAAAGCUUGUACCCAUGAUCCGUUAAACCUUCUCUCACACACACACACAGGGCAGGACAUGACAUUACGUAAAGGACAGGGUGGCUUCUGGGUGCCAUUUAUUAGGCAUUCCAACAAUGGUACAUCCCAUGUUCUCAUAACUUGUAUUCCAGAGCCUUGAAAAUUCAGUUCCUAAUUUUGUAGACCAACUUUUCAUUUACCUUUUUUUUUGGGAACUACUACUACCAUAGAGCUCUGCACAGUAGGCGGUAUCUCCAUUGUUGGCUUCUGUUAGUAUUACUCAGGCAGCAGUUCGUACACUGAUGGAAGGUCCAGCUUCAACACAUUUGAAUUGGUCACUCAUUUGGAUACAGCUCAAGACCUAUUCUAGAAUAGCACACUCGAGGCUCCAUUUCAGAGUAAUGGAGUCACAGUACUAUUAAUAGAUCCUAGGUCUUUUUUUCUUGGCUUGGACACAAGGUCUAAUGUUCAAGACAUUUAUUAUCAAGGGAGGUGCAUUGUGCCUCUUUGCCAAAGGGCAUUUGUUCACAUGUUAAACUGACUUAGACUUGGCUUACAUAUAACGGCAGACAUGCUUUGUAUUAACCCUCAAUCACAAUAUUUAAAAUCCAGAAUAGCCAGUGGUAUUAAGCAGCCCUCAUAGUUCCAACAGGCUGCAUUUACAAAUCCAUGGGAACUCCAUAAAGCUGUGUUUAUUAUUCAAAGCUAUACAUGACCCCAACUUGAGCCCAACCUUUACUGGCUGAGCAUUAAACUUUAAAUGGCUUCGGUAAUUAGAUUGGGUACCUGAUGAAGGCAGACCACCGCAAAACCUGCGCACACAUGAUUUUUUUUCAGAACUACCUCUGAGGUGGAUCGCAUAGAUGGCAAAUUAGUGUAUAUUCACGAUUGAUAUUUCGUCUCUUGAAACAACAUUAUAUUGGCGUUUUCAUUGAAGGACACUUACCAUUGUGGAAAAAAAAAUUUGAGAUUGAUUACCUAAGCUAACUAACUGAAUGGGCAUGGCUUGCUGGCCAUUUGGUUUUCUGGAUUUCCCUUCCCAUUAUGCUCUGCAGUUUUAAAUCAGAGUAAACGAAAACUUUCCCAGAUAAAGUAGACACGCAUACAAGAGGCCUCAUAUAAAGGUUAUUAGGGUGGAACCAGCCUGCAUGUAAAAAGACAAAAAUCCUGGCAGACAAAUAUUUUAUUAGAAGUUAUUGUGUAAAUAUAUUUCUAUUUUGUAGCUACAUAAAAUAGAAAUAUAUAAAGAAAUCUGUGUACCACUAUUCCACAGGCCCAUACUAACUGUCCUUAAUUUCUCUCCUACAGCAGUACUGCUUUGCCAGUCCUGUCUGCACUCUCUCUUAAGGGUGCAGCAACUCAUCCUGUGUAGGUUAUGGUGAACAAAAACAGAAGCGAAUUUUGUCAGGGCCCUGUUGGGGUCAUUCAGCCCAAAUAUGAAGGCAGCGGGUCCUUUUCAGAAAAAAAACAAACAUGGGCUCGGCAAUUUUAUAAUCUCAGACCUUAAUGUCAAUGAGAAGGAAAACUAUUCAGCUUCAUCCUGACCCUACAACCCCAGUCAUCAUUUGAUUUUGACUCAUCAGCUUUUAUUUUUGGCUAGAAUAAUUUUUCUAGGAUAAAGAUUUUUUAAAUUAAUUUUGUUAAACAAUUCCAAAGUCCCCUGUUCCGCUCCAAAAGGGAAGCCAAGGUAUCUAUUUCCAUUCCAGCCAUUCUUUGGACCUUACCAUCUGCCUUGGCUUCAUUAAACUACUGUUAUUCCAAGUCAUGGAGCAUCUGUAUUUUUUGGGGGGGUCACUUUAAGGUUUGAAUAGGAGUGGGGGAUUUUUUGUUUUUUAUUUUUUUAUAAAUGAGUGACGUGAACAUCAUCAGGUGGUAUGCUUUUGUGUGUGAGUUCAAACCCUUUUCCAAAGUGUUACUAAUGGUAAAGAGAAAUUUUCUAGGCUUCUUUUCUGCCGGUUGAAGUCUGACUGCAGAAGGACCCUUGGCACUGAAAGUGGGGUAAAACACCAGAUCCCAAGCUUCAGGUCAGGACAUACAUGGACGUCAUGAAAGAGCAACACCUGUCCAAGGAAGAGAGAGAGAUCAGGAUGCAGUUAGCAGAGAAGGCUAAGUCUGGGGACCUGAAAGCUGUGAACGGCUCAGCUGCUUCCCAGGCUGCAACAGCCAAACGUAAGCGACGCUGGGAUCAAACAGCUGAUCAGACUCCCAGCAAUGCCACACCCAAAAAGGUCUCCAGCUGGGACCAGGCAGAUGCUGUCACGGAGACCCCUGGACACACACCUUCCAACAGUCGCUGGGAUGAGACUCCUGGCCGACCCAAGGGCAGCGAGACACCCGGCGCCACACCUAGUACACGCAUGUGGGAGCCUACUCCCAGUCACACUCCUGCUGGCGCUGCAACACCUGGCCGUGGAGACACCCCUGGCCAUGCUACACCUGGCCAUGGAGGGGCGACAUCCAGUGUGCGCAAGAACCGCUGGGAUGAGACACCAAAGACAGAGAGAGAGACUCCUGGCCAUGGUAGCGGCUGGGCUGAGACUCCACGCACAGACAGAGGUGAUGAGUCUGUAGGAGAGACACCAACGCCAGGAGCAAGCAAGAGAAAAUCUCGUUGGGAUGAGACCCCUGCCAGUCAGAUGGGCUCUUCUACACCUCUGCUUACCCCAGGAAAGACUCCUAUUGGCACACCUGCCAUGAAUAUGGCCACACCCACUCCAGGUCACCUGAUGAGUAUGACCCCAGAGCAGCUGCAGGCCUGGCGCUGGGAAAGGGAAAUCGACGAGAGGAAUCGUCCAUUGACAGAUGAGGAACUGGAUGCCAUGUUCCCUGAGGGCUAUAAGGUGCUGCCUCCACCGGCAGGGUACGUUCCCAUCCGCACCCCAGCACGGAAGCUGACAGCCACACCCACUCCCAUUGGAGGGAUGACAGGUUUCCACAUGCAGACUGAGGAUCGCUCCAUGAAACAAGUCAACGACCAGCCCUCUGGCAACCUCCCCUUCCUCAAACCAGAUGAUAUUCAGUACUUCGACAAGCUUCUGGUGGAGGUAGAUGAGUCCACACUCAGCCCAGAGGAGCAGAAAGAAAGAAAGAUCAUGAAGCUUCUGCUGAAGAUCAAAAACGGAACGCCUCCUAUGAGAAAGGCUGCUCUUCGCCAGAUCACAGACAAGGCUCGGGAGUUUGGCGCUGGACCUCUCUUCAACCAGAUUCUGCCUCUGCUCAUGUCCCCCACCCUAGAGGACCAGGAGCGCCACCUUCUGGUGAAGGUCAUUGACCGAAUCCUUUACAAAUUGGACGACUUGGUUCGCCCAUAUGUCCACAAGAUUCUGGUGGUGAUUGAGCCUUUGUUGAUUGAUGAGGAUUACUAUGCCAGAGUGGAAGGCAGAGAGAUCAUCUCCAACUUGGCUAAGGCUGCCGGUCUGGCCACCAUGAUCUCCACCAUGAGGCCUGAUAUUGACAACAUGGACGAGUAUGUGAGAAACACAACGGCUCGUGCCUUCGCUGUGGUAGCGUCUGCUCUGGGUAUUCCAUCUCUCCUGCCUUUCCUCAAGGCUGUGUGUAAGAGCAAGAAGUCCUGGCAGGCUCGACACACUGGCAUCAAAAUUGUCCAGCAGAUUGCCAUCCUCAUGGGCUGUGCCAUCUUGCCUCAUCUCCGGAGCUUGGUGGAAAUCAUUGAGCAUGGUCUGGUGGAUGAACAGCAGAAGGUGCGAACCAUCAGUGCUUUGGCUAUUGCUGCCUUGGCUGAGGCUGCAACACCCUAUGGUAUUGAGUCUUUUGACUCAGUGCUUAAACCCCUGUGGAAGGGUAUCAGACAGCACAGAGGCAAGGGUCUUGCUGCUUUCUUAAAAGCCAUUGGGUACUUGAUCCCACUAAUGGAUGCUGAAUAUGCCAACUACUAUACCAGAGAAGUGAUGCUUAUUCUCAUCAGAGAGUUCCAGUCCCCUGACGAGGAGAUGAAAAAGAUUGUACUUAAGGUGGUAAAACAGUGCUGUGGCACAGAUGGUGUGGAGGCCAACUAUAUCAAGACAGAAAUUCUGCCUCCAUUCUUCAAACAUUUUUGGCAGCACAGGAUGGCCCUGGACAGGCGCAAUUACAGACAGCUGGUGGAUACGACAGUGGAACUGGCCAAUAAAGUGGGUGCGGCAGAGAUUAUCUCGAGAAUCGUGGAUGACCUGAAGGAUGAAGCUGAGCAGUACAGAAAAAUGGUGAUGGAGACCAUCGAAAAGAUCAUGGGGAACCUGGGUGCGGCCGACAUUGAUCACAAACUGGAGGAACAACUUAUUGACGGCAUCUUGUAUGCCUUCCAGGAGCAGACCACAGAGGAUUCUGUGAUGCUGAACGGGUUUGGCACAGUGGUGAACGCACUGGGCAAACGAGUGAAACCUUACUUGCCACAGAUCUGUGGUACUGUCCUCUGGCGUCUCAACAACAAGUCUGCCAAAGUACGUCAGCAAGCCGCAGAUCUGAUAUCUCGCACAGCUGUGGUUAUGAAAACCUGCCAGGAGGAAAAGCUGAUGGGUCAUUUGGGUGUUGUGUUGUAUGAGUACCUGGGAGAAGAAUACCCUGAGGUACUGGGAAGCAUUCUUGGUGCCCUGAAGGCCAUUGUCAACGUCAUUGGUAUGCACAAAAUGACACCACCAAUCAAAGACUUGUUGCCCCGUCUGACGCCCAUCUUGAAGAACAGACAUGAGAAAGUACAGGAGAAUUGUAUCGACCUGGUGGGCAGAAUUGCUGACAGGGGUGCAGAGUAUGUGUCUGCCAGAGAGUGGAUGCGUAUCUGCUUUGAGUUACUGGAGCUGCUGAAGGCUCACAAAAAGGCUAUCCGUCGAGCCACUGUCAACACAUUUGGUUAUAUCGCCAAGGCCAUUGGGCCACAUGAUGUGCUGGCAACAUUGCUGAACAAUUUGAAGGUGCAGGAGCGUCAGAACCGUGUGUGUACGACAGUGGCCAUCGCUAUCGUGGCGGAGACGUGUUCGCCCUUCACUGUGCUACCUGCACUGAUGAACGAGUACCGUGUGCCAGAGCUCAACGUACAGAAUGGUGUUCUCAAGUCACUGUCCUUCCUGUUUGAGUAUAUCGGUGAAAUGGGCAAGGACUACAUCUAUGCUGUCACUCCUCUGUUAGAGGAUGCUUUGAUGGACAGAGAUCUGGUGCACAGACAAACGGCCAGUGCUGUGGUUCAGCACAUGUCUUUGGGUGUAUACGGGUUUGGCUGUGAGGACUCUCUCAACCACUUGCUUAAUUACGUGUGGCCCAACGUCUUUGAGACGUCACCACACGUCAUCCAAGCAGUGAUGGGAGCUCUGGAGGGACUCCGGGUGGCUAUCGGGCCCUGUCGUAUGCUACAGUACUGCCUGCAGGGUCUGUUUCACCCUGCUCGGAAAGUGCGAGAUGUGUACUGGAAAAUUUAUAACUCCAUCUAUAUUGGCUCCCAGGAUGCACUGAUAGCACACUACCCACUCAUCUACAACGACGAGAAGAACCCAUACGUCCGCUACGAGCUGGAGUAUGUCCUGUGAAUACACCUCCACCUUUACACGUGCUCUCUCUCUCUUUCUGCGAUCUCUGUGUCCUACCUUCUGUGUUUAAUAAAACCUGGUCCAUUAUUAUUUUUUUUUUAAUUGUUAUUUAGUUCUCUGGUAGCUGGUGACCAAUCUACCACAGGCACUGUGGUCAGAGAUUCAUUUUUAAUAAAAGACGUAAGAAAAUAGAGUAAAAAAAAAUAAACGGAACAAGUUUUUUUUUUUGUUUUCUUUUUACAGUUUUUCUGUGACUAUUGACAACAAAAGGUUGUGGCAUAUUGGCUAAGAUAUGUGAAGCCAUUAGCAGGAAAAAGUCUUCAUAAAACUUUUAAUAUUGUUUUCAUGGUUUCCUUGUGUUGGCCUCUGUCAGCUGCUCAUUAUUGAUGCUCAUCAAUCUCUCAUUUAUUCUUACUGGGAUGAUGCUUAAUUUGACUGAAAUAAACAUUUGUGUA
Chanos chanos (milkfish) is the source of this 6556-nucleotide messenger RNA. It is a transcript of the gene sf3b1, whose product is annotated as splicing factor 3b, subunit 1. Gene Ontology annotation, biological process: spliceosomal complex assembly. Bases 2622 to 6101 code for a protein of 1159 amino acids. Gene Ontology annotation, molecular function: mRNA binding. NCBI's taxonomy places the organism in Eukaryota, Metazoa, Chordata, Actinopteri, Gonorynchiformes, Chanidae. The transcript has 22 exons. The record is from RefSeq and is a predicted model, not a curated record.